AUGGUCAUCAUUCCUGGGGGGAACCACGACCGCUUGACAUGGUCACUGCCCGUGCCGGUCCCUCCCGCGUCCCGCCCUCCUCCGCCGCCGCCGCUCCCGCCCCGGCCCCCCGCCUCGGCGCUCGGGAGCGUGGAGCCGCCCGCGCCCCCGCCCGCCGCAGCGCCCUCGCCGCCAUUCGCCACCGAAACUUUCCAGCGCGCGCGCCGCUCGGACUCGGCGGCGGGCGGGGGCGCGGGGGGGGGCGGCGGCUGCUGCGGGCGCCGGGCCCUCCUCGGCCCCGGCUCGGCCCGGCGGCUCGGCCCGCGGGGUUGGCUGGGCGCGGCGGCGCCGGCGAGCGGCCCAGCGCGCGGUGAGGUGACGGACGGCAGCCGGCAGCCGGCACGCACGCCCAGGACGGGGACGGGGCCGGGGCCCGCCCGCCUUCGGCUCUGGUGAGUGACGCGGUG
This is a messenger RNA of Myotis myotis, 446 nucleotides long. Its product is annotated as basic proline-rich protein-like. The record is from RefSeq and is a predicted model, not a curated record. Bases 1 to 435 code for a protein of 144 amino acids. Lineage: Eukaryota; Metazoa; Chordata; Mammalia; Chiroptera; Vespertilionidae. The transcript is spliced from 3 exons.